AUGAACUCACUAGACGCGAGACUACAGCCUGCAUUAGACUCGAGAAAGUCUCGAGGCAUCCUUCGCCGCGUUCCCCCUUCAUCGGUGCUCCGUCAAGUCCCCCGGCAGAUCGAUUUUUCGUCCAAUGAUUAUCUCUCCCUUGCGUCCUCUGCCGAUCUCCGCCUGAAUUUCAUCGAUCAGAUCCAGGCUGCACCUCGAGUACUUGGUUCUGGGGGCAGCCGCCUUCUAGAUGGUGGCACACUGGAGCAUGCCCUUCUGGAAGAGAGACUGGCCGCAUUCUUCGGAGCACCAUCAGCACUCCUCUACACAUCUGGAUUCGAUGCAAAUGUCGGAUUUUUCGGGUGCGUGCCUGCAGAGGGAGACGUGCUCGUCUACGACUCGCUUAUCCAUGCCUCUGUUCACGACGGCAUGCGGAGCUCUCGAGCUGCUCGUAUCCCUGGCUCCUUGAUUCCAUUCGAGCAUAAUUCCACGGCCUCAUUGCGCGCGGUUAUCCGAAGCGCGCUCCAGACCCGACCUCGGAUUGCGGAUGGGAGUUCAAGCUUAUUCAUCGCCAUCGAAUCAUUGUAUAGUAUGGAUGGUGAUAUUUCCCCGAUGACGGAAAUAUGCGAUAUCGCAGACGAGUUGCUGCCAAAGGGGAAUGGCCAUGUCGUCGUCGACGAGGCACACGCUACAGGCGUCUAUGGUCCCAACGGUCGGGGUCUCGUAGCACAUUUUGGUCUAGAAAAUAGAGUGACUGCCCGUCUCCACACCUUUGGAAAGGCAUUGGCGUCUAGCGGUGCCGUGUUCCUGACAAGUGAGAUUGUGCGAAGCUAUCUCGUCAACUACUCCAGACCCCAGGUGUUCACCACUGCGAUAUCGUUCGGCACCGUUAUCAGCCUUCACGUCGUCUUCGACGCGCUCGAGGCCGGAUAUUGCCUUUCUCGAUCUGAACGCCUCCAGGCAUUGCGUGAUACGCUUACCAUGGACGGAGACUGCCUUGUAUACGCCUAUAAUACCGCUCUUAUCGCCGUUCGCCAAACCUUUGGCACUUCAUCUUCAGGAACGAGGUUUCCUCUUCAAAGAACUGCGAGCACCAAUGUGAACAAGUCGCUGCCAUCCCAAGGCACAGGCAAAGCUCAGGACUCAUCGUCUGAAGUGGCUCCGAAACCCAAAUUGAAUACAAAUCUCCGCAAGACUGCCUCUGCCUCUCUUUCAAUCCGCGAAAAGUCGACCCGAGGAGCCAUCCGCCCAGUUGUCACGCUCAGUACUGCGGAAAGAUAUAUCCUCAAGCCUCUUCUCAAGACACAAAAGGCGUCCAACGCGACCAUGUUCGCAGAAGCUCUCUGGUUGCCGGUCGUGCACGCGUCGUCCAAUCGACAAAAAGCAGAGGCAUCAGAAAAGGAAAACGAGAGAGAUGAACCAGGAGAGGCAUUCAUCUUUGAAAAUGGAUGUGCUGUGUUUUGGGGUAUACAAGAAGACGACGCCCUUCGGUUUUUGAACAAGCUGGUGCGGAGGAAUGGCGUCGAGUUGGGGAGGUAUUCCGAAGAGGAAACAGAAGAAGUAGAAUUUGUGACGGAUCCGUCAGAGCGAACGCGAUUACAAGGAGACUUGAUUAUUCUUGGCGAAUCGCUCCCACUCUCAAAUCCAGAGGAGAUUCUUCCAGCUUCAUUGCCAAAAGCAUCAUUGCCGGAGGAUACUUUGGCUGCUCGAUAUGCCUUUUCGGAGGCACUCGCUCGCUCGACUGCCCUCUCCGCGAUUGAAACUGGCGUUGAAGAGUUUCUUCAGUCUGUAUCCAAGCUUCCACAGACGUUGUCCUCUACUGGUCGACCCGGUUUGACGCGAACGGAGAUUAUCAAGAAGAUGGGCCUUCUUCUCAAGUUCCGCCAACGUAUCUUCCUCAAUCCUCAAAACUUUACCGACAUGCCAGAGGUGUACUGGAGUGAACCACAACUAGAAAAGUACUUCAAUCAGAUGAGCGAUGCUCUUGAAAUCAAGUCGAGAACACAACUUGUCAAUGCCAAAAUUACAUAUGCCGUCGAGCUUCAGUCAGUAAUGCGGGAGUUGCUAACAGAAGCUUCUGGACAUAGAAUGGAACUCAUCAUUAUUGCUCUUAUCGCAUUCGAGGCCACGCUGGCCUUUAUCAGAGAAGGCCCAGAAAUCUGGAAGAUGAUAUCGGGACAGUCAAAGGAGAAGAGUUCUGCACGGCAUUGA
This is a messenger RNA of Serendipita indica DSM 11827, 2190 nucleotides long. NCBI's taxonomy places the organism in Eukaryota, Fungi, Basidiomycota, Agaricomycetes, Sebacinales, Serendipitaceae. The record is from the annotation of a GenBank genome assembly.